Hemicordylus capensis (graceful crag lizard) is the source of this 4823-nucleotide messenger RNA. RefSeq names its product kinectin 1 (gene KTN1). Gene Ontology annotation, biological process: microtubule-based movement; protein transport. The record is from RefSeq and is a predicted model, not a curated record. Gene Ontology annotation, molecular function: kinesin binding. Lineage: Eukaryota; Metazoa; Chordata; Lepidosauria; Squamata; Cordylidae. The transcript is spliced from 44 exons. Gene Ontology annotation, cellular component: endoplasmic reticulum membrane. The coding region runs from base 174 to 4307 and encodes 1377 amino acids.
GGAGGAGCCGUCGCCGCCGCCACCACCGCCGCCUCCUCCUCGUCCGGCUGGCUGCCCCUCCCGUGGCUCGCCUUCCCCUUUCCUGACAAACUGCCGGCCGGGCUCCUGCCGCCUGCCCGCCCGCCCGCCUGCCUCCAGAUUCAUUCUUCUAGGCAAUAGUUAAGAAAAGCACAAUGGAAUUCUACGAGUCUACCUAUUUCAUCGUCCUUGUCCCCUCUGUCGUGAUUGCCGUUAUCUUCCUCUUCUUCUGGCUUUUCAUGAAGGAAACGCAGUACGAUGAAGCUCUUGCAAAGCAAAAGAGAGAGCAAAAGUUUCUGCCUGUUAAGACUGAUAAAAAGAAGGCAGAGAAGAAAAAGAGCAAGAAGAAAGAGGCCCAGAAUGGGAACCUCCAUGAAUCUGACUCGGAGAGCACUCCUCGAGACUUCAAACUGUCCGACGCUUUGGGCACAGAAGAAGAGCACAUCCUUCCCGCCUCUUUGGGAGUGACAGAGGCUCCCAGCAGCCUCAGAGAGCGCAAGAAGAAGGAGAAGAAACACAAGGCCAGUCCAGAAGAGCACAUGUUGAAAGAGUCGGAUGGAUCCAAGUCUGGAGGAAAGAAAGUGGAACCAGUGCCUGUAACCAAACAGCCCACCCCUCCUUCAGAUGUAGCUGGAUCUAAAAAGAAAGCUGGACAGAAGAAACAGAAAAAUGGAAUAGAUGACCAGGAUGCCAAGAGUGAUUCAUUUCUAUCCUCAAGCAAAAAGCACGACCCUCUCCUGUUGCAUCAUGAGAUAAAACAAGAAAGCGGAGCAGGAAAGAAGAAAGUUUCAUCAAAGAAGCAAAAGACAGAUAAUGUUAUGACGCUGGUGGAUGAGCCUUUGAUUCAUGCCACAACUUACAUUCCUUUGAUGGAUAAUGCCGACCAGAACCCAGCAGUAGAAAAGAGAGAAGCAGCUGACUUGUCCAAACAAGAUGGGGUUGAAGGACUGCAGAAAAGCAACGCAAAGAAGCUGAAGAAUGAAACGGACAAAGGUAACUGGCGUCAAGGAGGUGGCCUGACCAAGUGGACUGAAAAUGCAGAGGUGAAAUUUAAGGACUUUCUCUUGGCCAUGAAGAACAUGAUCUUCACAGAAGAGGAGGCCUUGUCUGUGGUGGAGCUCUUGAAGGAGAAAUCAAAUGUGAUUCAGGAUGUUCUGCAGAAGGCUAGUAAGGUGGACUCAGCCACAGCUCUGCACCAGCUGCAAGAAAAGGACAAACAGCUUCUGGCGAUGAAGGAAGAAGCAGCGGUUGCAAAGGAGCAGUGCAAGCAGCUCUCACAGGAGCUGGUUUCAGAGAAAGAAAGAAGCAAUUUGGUUACGGCAAAGAUGAAGGAGAGAAUCGGCACGCUGGAAAAGGAUAAUGGGGUUUUCCAGAACAAAAUCCAUGUAGGCUACCAAGAAACUCAACAGAUGAAGAUGAAGUUCCAGCAGCUUCGUGAGCAGAUGGAGGCGGAGAUCAAUCGGCUGAAGCAGGAGAAUGGUAUUCUGAGAGACGCUGUCAGCUCAUCCACCAACCAAAUGGAAAGCAAGCAGUCUUCAGAGCUCAACAAGCUGCGCCAGGAUUGUGCUAGGCUUGUGAAUGAGCUGGGGGAAAAGAGCAACAAACUGCAGCAGGAGGAACUCAUGAAGAAGAAUGCUGAACAAACCAUCAAUCAACUGAAGGCACAGCAGCAGGAAGCUGAGCGGAGAUGGGAGGAAAUGCAGAGCUAUCUGAGGAAACGGACAGCAGAGCACGAGGCUGCCCAACAAGAUGUGCAGAAUAAGCUUGUGGCCAAGGACAAUGAAAUCCAGAGCCUGCACAGCAAGCUUACUGAUACAAUGGUCUCAAAACAACAGCUAGAACAAAGGAUGAUGCAGCUGAUGGAAGCGGAACAAAAGAGGGCCACAGCCGAAGAUUCAAUUCAGAGACAGCGGCAGGAGGUGAUGGACCAGAAUGAAGCUUUGAAAACUCAGCUCCAGAAAUUCCAUUCACAGAUGGCAGUCCAGAGCACAGCUUCAGCCAUCGCAGAAGAACUGCAGAAAGUAAUUGCAGAAAAAGAUAAACAGAUAAGUCAAGCUGAGGACUCUCUAGCCAAUGAACGCAUCAGACUGACAAACAAGGAAGAGGAUUUGAUGGCGGUGAAGAAUAGGAACAUGAACCUGCAAGCGGAAGUGCAAAAGCUGCAGACUCUCACAAACGAACAGGCUGCUGCGGUGCAUGAGCUGGAAAGGAUGCAGAAAAGUAGUCAGGUCAAAGAUGACAGAAUCCGAGUGCUGGAGGAGCAGCUGCAGGGAUGCCAUGCUGAGGCUUCAAAUGCAAAGGAGGAACUUCAGGUUCUAAUGGAGCAAAACAAAACCUUGCAGUUGGAAAUUCAGAAACUGCAGGCUAUCUUGUCUGAGCAGACUAAUAAGGACUUGUUGGAGCACAUGGAAAGAAGUAUUACAGAAAAGGAUGACAAAAUAAAGACUGUUGAAGAACUCCUUGAAGCUGGACUCAUAGAAAUGGCAAAUAAGGAGGACGAACUGAAGACACUGAGAAUGGAGAACACAUCCUUGAAAAGUGAAAUUGGAAAUCUGCAGAGGGUGCAAACGGAACAGGUUUCCUUUGCAUCUUUAGUAGAAGAACUACAAAAAGUAAUCAGUGAAAAGGAUGGGAAGAUCAAGUCGGUGGAGGAGUUGCUGCAGGCAGAAGUCCUUAAAGUUGCAACCAAGGAAAAAACAGUGCAGGCUUUGACACAGGAAAUAGAGGCUCUGAAAGAAGACGUAGGGAAAAAGGCCCAGCUUGAGAAGGACACACAGAUAUCAGUUGCCCAAGAAGUCAAAGAUCUUCAGAAUCUAUUGAAGGGGAAGGAGGAACAGGUGAGAACUAUGGAGAACUUAUUGAAAGAGAAGGAAAGAGAGAUGGCAAAGAAAGGGGAGUGGUUACAGGGUCAAGAGGAUACAUUGCGGUGCUUGAAUGACAAGGUCAAGGAGCUAGAACAACUGAACUCUCAGCAGGUUUCUGCUGUUUCAUCGAACAAAGACCUGGAGGCUCUACUGAAGGGGAAACAAGAGGAAAUGCAGAAGAUUGAGAUCUUAUUAGAUGAGAGAGGAAAAGAAGUUGCUCACCAAAGAAAAGAGUUGCAGAUUGUUCAGGAGGAGAAUCGGUUAUUAAGAGCACAGAUUCAGGAACUAAAGCAAGAGAAUGGUGAACAGGAAUCUCUGGCCAUCAGGAAUGAACAACUUCUACAGCUCGUAACUGGGAAAGAGGGCGAGAUCGCCAGUCUCCAAAAGGAGUUGAGCUCCUUGCAACAUUCGGUGGAGCAGCAGAGGCAAAAGAACAAUGACCUUCGGGAGAAAAACUGGAAAGCAAUGGAAGCAUUGGCCUCAACUGAAAAAUUGCUGCAGGACAAAGUGAACAAGACUGCCAAGGAGAGACAGCAAUAUGUGGAGGUUGUUGAGACUGAGAUGAGAGCCAUGCUGCAGAAGCUGUUCCCCGCAGUGUCUCUUCCUUCCACCCUGAGCCAUAGCGAAUGGAUGCGUGGUUUUGAAAACGCGGUAAGAGAGCAUACAAAAGAGACUUCUCAACCAGAGGAAGUUAAGGCAAUGGAGCAGAAGUUGAAGGAGGCGGAUGAAUUGCAUGUCAUGUUGCAGCAGGAGUGCGAGAAGUAUAAAUCAGUCCUUGCAGAGACGGAGGGAAUCUUGCAGAGGCUACAGAGGAGCGUGGAAGAAGAGGAAAGCAAAUGGAAAAUAAAAAUUGAAGAGUCUCAGAAGGAACUCCAGCAGAUGCGCUCAUCCGUCACUGUCUUGGAACACGAGGUGGAAAGAUUAAAGGAAGAACUCAAAGAAGUUGAUUCUCUUAAAAAAGAGCGAGAACAUUUGGAACAUGAACUAGAGAAGGCAGAAAUAGAGCGGUCGACGUACGUUUCAGAAGUCCGGGAGCUCAAAGAUCUGUUGACUGAAUUGCAGAGAAAACUUGAUGACUCGUAUUCUGAAGCAGUAAGGCAGAAUGAAGAGUUGAAUUUGCUGAAAACCCAGUUGAAUGAGACAUUAUCCAAACUCAGAACUGACCAGAGCGAGAGGCAAAAAGUAGCUGUUGACCUGCCUAAGGCCCAGGAAUCGCUGAUGACUCUCGAAAGGGAAAUAGGAAAUGCUACUGAGGACACCAACAUGAUCGACAAUACUGACGCUUGCUCACAGAUGGUGGGACCCAGUCAAAGCCUAAAUGUAGCUGUGAGUCUCAGUCAGGAUGUGGCCCAUCUCAAGAAACUGCUUGCCUCAGUCAGCCAAAUGCUUGCGAAGGGGAAAGAACACUACCAGCUACUAGAAUGAAAUCAUGGGGAGAUUGUUAAUUUGGGGGUAGCAGAAGGCACUGUAUUUUAUAUUUUGCCAAAUUAAAGCCUUAUUUAUGUGUUCACCCUUUCUACUUCGUCAAACACUGAACAGAGUUUUGUCUUUUCUACUCCUUGUUAGACUACUGAUUUAAACAAGAUGAAGAAGAAGACUCUGUAGACACCUCCAGAGUUUAGUUUUAUAAUAAAUAAAUAAAUAAAAAACCAGUUUGGAUAAUUAGAGCUUUACAUUCCUGGAGCUACAGUAAAUGUGCAACCUCUUAUCUUUACUAUGCUCAGUGAAACUUGUUCAGACACACACACCUGACGUGGUAAUGACAGCAGCAAACAAUAGCAUUUUAAUACCGGCGGUCUGCACUGUUUUACUUACAUUUUUCGGGAGUAGCAACCUCUGGCUUCACCUUCAAGUAAACACUCCUUUUCUUUUUUUUUUGGUUGCUAAUGUAAUCAGUUUUUGUAAUGGUGUCGGCGAAUAAAGGGAUGCUUAUUACUCAGA